Molecule: messenger RNA, 2589 nt
Organism: Striga asiatica
Lineage: Eukaryota; Viridiplantae; Streptophyta; Magnoliopsida; Lamiales; Orobanchaceae
Source: the annotation of a GenBank genome assembly
CCUAUAUAUUUGACCCAUCUCGCGGAAACCAUCUCCUUCGAGAGAUCAGGAGAGAGAAAAACCAGAAAGAGCGGGAGGGUUUACUCACCUUUCUCCAUUGCCGAAGCUUCGUCUUUCUCUCUCCUCUCUCCUCCGAUGGAACCUCCCUCGGAGCACGGCGGGACCCCUAUCCCCACCUCCUCACCCGCGCCGUCCGAUCACGAUCUCGAUCACGACGAGGAUCGGCCCGAUUUCUCGCCCGUCGGGUCCCCCGAGCUCACCGGUUCGGACAUUCCGUCGCCGCCGGAUCAAUCCGAGUCCGGUGCAGUCUCAGAGGAUCUCCGUCGCAGGAUUAUUAAGCAGGUGGAAUAUUACUUCGGUGACGAAAAUUUGCCUACUGACAAGUUUUUGAUGAACUAUGUUACGAAAAAUGUGGAAGGGUUUGUUCCUAUUGGAGUUAUUGCUUCUUUUAGGAAAAUGAAGAAGCUCACAAGAGAUACGGCAUUGAUUGUGGCUGCACUAAAGGAAUCUACUUUCCUUGUUGUUAGCUCCAACGGGAAAAAGGUGAAGCGACUUCAUCCUCUUCCGUUAGCUGAGAUCAAGGACCCUAUGGUAUGCACUGUAUUGGUGGAGAACCUGCCAACGGAUCAUUCGGUAGAGAACCUUCGCCAUGUGUUUGGUGAAGCUGGAAACAUAAAAAAUAUUACCAUUCGUGAACCAAAUGAUGUCAGAGAUCCUAAGAAGUGCACUAUUGCAGAGAAGCUGAUUAGCGGAAAGUUGCAUGCUCUUGUGGAGUACGACACUGUGGAGGCUGCAGAGAAAGCUGUGGCCACUUUAAACAAUGAACAAGAUUGGAGAUAUGGAUUGCGGGUCAAGCUACUUAAGAAAUUGAACAAGACAAGCCAGCAGAAGAAAAAAAUAUGGAGGGAAUCAGAGCCAGAGAGGGGCAGUUCUCAAAUAUUGGAACCAGCCGGAAAUGAGGAGAAUCACCAUACGAGUGAACAACGCGAAGAUUCACACGAUGAAGAGGAUGUGGAUCAUGUAUCAAAAGAGAAAAAUGGACACAAAGGCCACGGGACUCAAUUUUCGAGUCAUGGAAAAGAACCAUCAAAACCACCACCGGGACCUAGAAUGCCCGACGGGACCAGAGGAUUCGUGAUGGGCAGAGUUUCCGCGCCCCAGCGUCGUGCGUCUCAUUUGAUUGCCGAGGCAUCACUAGCUGCUCUUGCUUUGCGAUCGAUCGAAGGUUAUUUGAAUCAAGGGUUUGUGGGUAUGGUUUUCGCGUACGGCGUGGAGUUCUUCGUGUUCGUGCCGUGGACGAUAUAUAUCGAUUCAUUCUCGUUCUAUGACAACUGGGGGGAAAACGGUGGACCGGUUGAAUAUAUGUAUUCAUCGAGUGAUGGUGAAAGCAGUGACGGGGAAACUAUUCUUCAGCCGAUAACUGAUGUCGAUUUGCCAAUCUCAAAGGAGCGAUUUUUGCCAGCCGAUGACUCCAUAACAGUAGCUGCACACCGUCUUGCAACCCUCGGCAGAACACGGACAAAAAGAAAGACUCUCUACGGAAUCCUGAACAAUCUUGGAUUAAUCUCAUUCUCGAUAUUCCUUCUUUUACUCGUGGACCAGUGUGCAUGGAGGAUUGUGAGGUUGCCUCUAGCGCCUUUUUAUUUGACGCGGCCCUUUAUGAUAUCAAUGAUUUCAGUUUCCUGUGUGGGAUACAUUUGCGUACCGUUGUUCCAUAUGUUGAAGAUAAGGUCUAUGGUUAGGAAAAAAGGGCACAUUCGGCACCCUUCAAAGAAAGGGACCCCGACUAUGGGAGGGCUUUAUUUUGUGCCUACUGGCCUCUUAGUUGCACAAUUUGUACUAAGUUUUUCUUCCAUUGAAGUUUCGGGAGUGGCUGUAGCAACUAUAGCAUUUGCUGCAAUUGGUUUAUUGGAUGAUUACUUGAGAAUCAAGAAUAGAAAUGAUGGUCUGUGUGCUUGGGUGAGAGUUUCGUUGGAGGUAGCUGUUGGGAUGUGUUUCUCCUAUUGGCUGUACAGAACGGACGUGUCAACACCCUACGGCAUGAAAAUGGUUGUCCCCUUGCCUGCGCCUAUAGGCCUUGUUUGCCUGGGAAAAUUCUACCCAAUCUUGACCGUACUAUGUUUUGUUUCCAUGGCAAAUGGUAUGAAUAUAACCAAUGGGCUUGAUGGAUUGGCCGCGGGCACUGCUGCAUUAGCAUUUAUUGGGAUGUCCAUUGUGGUUCUUCCAAUAUGUUCCGGUGGGGCCCUUGCAGCCAUGGCCUCUUGCACGGGAAUGUUUUUGCCAUUGUUCAUUUCUUCGGGAAUAUUUCUCUUGGAAGCACUCUCGGUUAUUAUGCAGGCAUCCUUCUCCGAAACGACCAAAUACUUUCGGCUAAGGGGUUACAGGCUUUUCCGAGCGGUACCUUUACAUCACCAUCUCGAGUUAUGUGGAAUUAAAGAACCUACGAUUGUGGCCGUUUCGUAUGUUAUUGCAAGCGUGUUGAUUUUAUACGGUGCAUAUGUGGGUCUUUCUUCAGCAUAAUGAUGAACUUCUGCAAGCUAAGUUUUUGUUCAUGUGGACAUUAUUAUGUUCUUGUUUGAAAUCAGUUCU